AUGCCUAAGGUCUCUCCGGGGUCUGUCUGCGGGAACCCCGCCCAGCGGAGGAGGUGGGGGCAGGGCACGGGGGCGGGGGCUUGUCUAGAGAGGAAGCAAGGAGGCGGGCCCUGGAAGGUUGAGGACUGUGCCCAGAGUUGCCCCCAGAUGAGCGGGCAUUCAGGAGUGGCCGGGGCCUGGGUAAAGGUCCAAACCUUGCCGGAAAGCGGACCCAACAAGAUAAGCAGAUUUUUCAAAAGAAGUCAGAAAUCCCAAUUUUCCUGUAAACGCUCCUGGCUUUUAAAUACCGCCCUCGGGCCCGCCCCGCUCACCUCCUCCGAUCCUCUCUUACCAGGCCCUCGAGAUCCCCUGGACUUCCCUCGCCUGCCCGAUCCUCAAGCCCUGUUCCCCACCCGCCGCCGGCCCCCCGAGUUCCCUGGCCGCCCCACCACCCUGACCUUCGCCCCGAGACCCCGGCCGGCCGCCAGCCGCCCCCGCCUGGACCCCUGGAAACUGGUCUCCUUUGGCCGGACACUCAGCAUCUCGCCUCCCAGCAGGCCGGACACUCCGGAGAGCCCCGGGCCCCCCAGCAUGCAGCCCACGCUGCUUGACAUGGACAUGGAGGGGCAGAGCCAGGACAGCACGGUGCCCCUGUGCGGCGGGGCCCGGCGCUCCCGCUGAGGCCUGCCGCCACUGCCCUCGGGGCAGCCAUGAAUGUAGCGCCCCAGGCCCCGCCCCAGCCCAGCCGGCCAGAGGCGGGGAGGCCCUGGGCAGGAUAUUCGCUCUAUUUAUUGGGGAAGGGGGGAGGGGGGACACUUAAUUUAUUCCUUUGUACCCCAGGGGGUGGGGCCCUGCGCCCGCCCUGCAGUGGGGGGAGGGUGGGCCGGGAUACUCAGGGACAGGGCAUCGAGGGGGAUUUGGCACAAAAUGCAGCAUUAAAGGUAACCCCUGCCCCCUACCGCGCUCGGCUGUGU
Molecule: messenger RNA, 953 nt
Organism: Ceratotherium simum simum (southern white rhinoceros)
Lineage: Eukaryota; Metazoa; Chordata; Mammalia; Perissodactyla; Rhinocerotidae
Source: RefSeq, a predicted model, not a curated record